Molecule: messenger RNA, 2515 nt
Organism: Galleria mellonella (greater wax moth)
Lineage: Eukaryota; Metazoa; Arthropoda; Insecta; Lepidoptera; Pyralidae
Product: glucose-fructose oxidoreductase domain-containing protein 1
Exons: 1
Coding region: 201-1406 (401 amino acids)
Molecular function (GO): nucleotide binding
Source: RefSeq, a predicted model, not a curated record
UCUAUAAUUUGCUGUCAAGUUCAACUUAAUAAAAUACUUUUUAUCAAGAAAACUUAUUAUUAUUUAUCAUUCAUAUUUAUUGCGGAAUAUUUUUGCCUCACAAUUAAUUAACUUCACUUACAUUAAUGUGCACCAGUAUAAAUGUUUUGCAACGAAAAAGACCGUUUCUGUAGUAAAAUUUGAUUGAAGAUAAUUUUAAAAUGCUACCAGGAAUAGGUGUGUUUGGUACUGGUGCUGUUGCCAAGAUUUUGGUACCAUUCCUUCGAGAAAAAGGCUUCUCGGUUGAGGCAAUAUGGGGUGUAACUCUACAAGAAACGGAAGCUAUAGCGAAAGAAUUGAAAAUUCCAUUUUUUACCAAUAAAAUUGAUGACGUUCUUUUGAAAAAAAAUGUCAACCUAGUAUUCAUAGUCUGCGCUCCCAAUUUACACGCUCAGAUAUCUGUGAAAGCACUUGGUAUCGGGAAGCAUGUCGUAUGUGACAAACCGGCCGGUUUGUGUCAAGCAGAAGCACUGAAAAUGGUUCGAGCUGCACAAUAUUAUCCUACAUUAAUUUCAAUAGUAAACCAUUCACUUAGAUUCUUGCCAGCAUUCAGUCAUAUGCGAAAGUGCAUCCAAGAAGGCUAUCUAGGUAACCCUGAAGAGCUAACACUAGUUGAUGUUCGUGUGCAAAUGGGACCAUUAAUUGGGGACAGUUAUAAUUGGUUGUGUGAUGAUACAAUGGGAGGAGGUACUCUAACUUUAGUUGGAAGUCAUGUGAUAGACUUAGUGUCGUUCCUUACAGGUCAGAAGGUUGUGAAAGUGCAUGGUGUGUUGCGAACAUUUGUAGAAGAAACUCCCAAGGUAAACGGCAUAAGAAAAAUUUCAGCUCCCGACUUUUGUACAUUCCAGUUGCAAAUGGACAAAGGUUUGCUAGUUACAGCAACAUUAAAUAACCAUUUGCCAGGCCCUUGUUUCAACCAAGAAAUUUAUGUAUGCAGUAAACGGGGCUAUCUAGUUGUGAGAGGUGGUGACUUGCAUGGCAGGUUACACAAGACGGUGUCGAAAAAUUACCCAGAAGAUGAAGGAAAGAGGCCUCAUGAUAAAGAAGAUGUAAUCUAUGUUGAUGUUGAAGAUUUAAGUUGUGCAUCUAGUGUUGUUCCAAAACCAUAUGUUAAAGGUCUGUGUAAAAUGAUAAGUGCUCUUAAAGAGGCAUUUUUACCUGUAAAAGAGCAGAUGGAUUGGAUCAAAGAGCCUGUGAGGGCAGCGGCGACUUUUGAGGAUGGACAAAGAGUACAGGCUAUAAUGGAGGCUUUACGUCAGUCAAAUGAAGAUGGCUGUUGGACAACAGUCCAGUUGUUGACGGAACCCCCUGAUCCAAACCCAGCACUAUCUGCUGCAGUGAGACGUACUGCCAUAUCUUUACAAUAGUUAUAUAUUUUAUUAAUGUAAUAGAUAUGCCAUGUUUGUGUACCUUUGAUAUAUUUUAAGCAGAUUUUAAUACAAAUUAAUUAUCAAUUUACAGUAUUCCCAUUUAAUGAAAAUACUUUAUAUUAAAAUAAUGAAUUCAAAUGUAAAUUCUCUCUUCUUUUCAUUUUAGUAAUACUUAAUUAUGUUAAAAAUAAGCAAAUCUUUAUUACAGGGCAUUUCAUUAUAUAAAUUAUACACAUUAUCACUUUUAUAUUACUUUUUACAUCAUAUAAACAAAUUAUAAUUACAGUAUUAGUAGUUACUAAUUUUAUAACUAUAGAUUAAGCCUAAUGUUUUCAUCUGGUUGAAUACAAUUAUUUGUAAUUAUUAAAUUAGUUACAUUUUGUAAUAUUAAUGUGUUAAAUAUUUCUGUAAUAGUCUUGCAUUAUCUUUUACAACAAAAAUAUAUACAAAUGACUGUGUGUCCAAAUUUAUAGCUUAAUGCAGUAUUGCUGUAGUAGUUACAACUUGAACUGUAUAAUUAUAGAUUAUAUUAGCAGUUAUUCAAAUUCAAUUUAAAUAAAUGAUCCUGCUCUGAGAGACAUGAACUACAUUAUUAGAGUUGCUUUAAACUUUUUGCUAUGGAACUCUAAAAGUGAGGCAAAUAAGUUCUUUACAUAGGAAGUGACUAUGGUACUAGUAAUAUAAAAAAUACCACAGACAUUACAGAAUGAGUGCAAUAAUUUUAUACAUUCUUCAUGUAAUAUCAUUGCCACCUCUAAGAGUAGGAGUUUAUGAGGAGUAGGCUACUCAUGAUGUGAGUUAGUCUUACUUACAUCUUAAGUAUUUCUUUUCACACUUCAUUGUUCUAAUGCUUUUUCCUUGAAAUUUUAUGUGUAAUAUAAUUAAAAGCUUAUUAUUGUAAUUAAAACAAAGAAAUAAGUAACUUUGUAAUAACUACAAUGUAUUAAAAUGACCAACCAACUUACUUGCCAUGAAUAGGUACAGCUUUGCAUAAAAUACUGUGAUUUUUUGAAUCUGAUAUUGUGAUUAUUAUAGUAUAUCAUGACUACAUGUAAAGGUAUAUGUAAAAUAACAAGAGCCAGUAUAUUAAAUAAUAUUGAGUACAA